Molecule: messenger RNA, 891 nt
Organism: Closterium sp. NIES-65
Lineage: Eukaryota; Viridiplantae; Streptophyta; Zygnematophyceae; Desmidiales; Closteriaceae
Source: the annotation of a GenBank genome assembly
AUGGACCACUUCCUCUCUGUUUGCCCCACCACACUCACCGUUGACCUCCUCGAGGAGCGCCUCCUGGCAGCUAAGAAGAGUAUAGUUGCUGUAGGAGCCUCUCGAGGUGACCCUCGUGCCCCCUUCUUUGAGGGGUGCUCCCCCUCCCCCCUUUUGCCCUCUGUUGCCUUUGGUGCUGUCGUCGACUUCGUUGGCACCGAGUCGGUUGGCGCUCCGUCUGCCCCUAGCGGGAGACGCCGCACCGGCAAGGGCAAGGGGGGCAAGGGCCGAUGUGGGGGUGCUGGUCCUUGUGCCUACGUCCUGUGUACCGGCGACCGCACUGGUGAGCAAUGCGGUGGCCCGCACACCACCCAGCGUUGCUUCGGCCGCCUGACGGACGCUUGGCGUCUCCAGUUCCUUGACGCCACUAAGAUCCCCCACUGGCGCGAGCUGCUUAGGUUGGGGGUUGCUGUCUUUGAUCUGGAUUAUGAUGCUAUUCUUGCUGCCAUGUAUGUUGUGUCUAUUAGUGAUGAGGGUGACUGUUACCUGUGUGUUCUGCCUGACCCGGGCAUUGAGGCUUCUGCUCUAGGUGCUGGUGAGGCUGCUGCUCUAGGUGCUAGUGCGUUUGCUGCCCCUGGUGCUGGUGAGUCUGCUCUCUCAGGUACCACGUCGGCUCAGGCCUUACACACCUUCACCCUUGACUCGGGUGCUUCCCGCUCCUUCUUUCCAGACCGCACCACGCUUACGCCGCUUAGUCGGCCGGUUGCGGUCUCCCUGGCGGACCCCUCUGGGGGUCCCGUCCAUGCCCACUUCUCCACUGUCUUACCGUGUCCGGCGGCCCCCUCUGGCACCCUGUCAGGUCUCUACCUCCCCUCGUUCUCUACGAAAUUGGUGAGUGGUGCUGAUCUAUAG